Molecule: messenger RNA, 856 nt
Organism: Fusarium graminearum PH-1
Lineage: Eukaryota; Fungi; Ascomycota; Sordariomycetes; Hypocreales; Nectriaceae
Exons: 2
Coding region: 548-856 (102 amino acids)
Source: RefSeq, a predicted model, not a curated record
CCAUAUUUCUGACAGAUUCCAUGUCCUGUUUCAUCGCAUCAAAGACACAUGCUCGUAUGUAGUUCGGGAAAACAACAUUGUAUUUUCAUCUGACGUUGCGGCCAGCAACGUGGUCAAUUCCUGGUCACACAAGAUAUUCAGGAGUGAAUUAAACAAAUGGCGUGGGAAACCCGCUGGAGAGUCAAUGACAGCAGAAAACCUGACUGUAGGACUUGUGGGUGCAGCGGUGAUAGACCUCGUUUUUCAGCCUGCCUUCCCUGAUAUUCUCAGCACAAGGUCCUUUACUACUAGCCUAUACAGGGAAUUUAUUCUACGAUGGGGCGGAGUGGAAUCGCUGCAAAGGGCAGAUUUCCAUAUGUUCGGUUCGCUCACGGAAAACCGAAAGAAAACGAUCAUUGAUGCAGGUGCAGCAGAAAUUGCAGAUCGCAUAGCCAAAGGACUACAGCAGUUCCGGGAACCCCAGCACCAACAUGCGGAAGGCUGGAAACUAAAAAAUGACGGAGCAACAAUAAUAUACAAAGACGUCAAAAGCUCAAGCUUUAUGGAUAUGCUCAGGCGGGCUCUUGAUCUCAAGGCCGAAAUGACUAAGAGUGCGUCAAGACUCAGGUUCAUGUACUUCAUGCCGGGUCAGCGUUUUGAGGGUAUAUACAUGAAGAGAUGCUCAGGCUCCGACGACAGUAUCUCAAGAAUCAAGGCUUGCCUGUUUCCUGCUUUAUUCUUGGCAACUGAAACAGUGAGCUCAAACGAGCAAGUUCUUCAGUACAACACUGAGUACAACACAUACUUUACCGAACUUCUAGUGGGAUAUAUUCCCUUUCCAUCUGCUUUGGUGGCCAAGGCAAUGGUACUCACCUGA